Cuscuta campestris is the source of this 2595-nucleotide messenger RNA. Lineage: Eukaryota; Viridiplantae; Streptophyta; Magnoliopsida; Solanales; Convolvulaceae. The record is from the annotation of a GenBank genome assembly.
AACUCCCUGCCACGCUUCUCAACACCCCCUACCUUCGGUCACAACAAAUAUAUGGAGACUAAGGGUGUGUUUCUUUGUGCUGGUACUUAUUGACUUAUUGCUGAUAAGCAGUUUAUUAACUUAUAAGGUGCUUAUAAGUCAAAUAUUCUUUUAUGGAAGUAAAAUGACUUAAAUGAUAGAUAAGUCACUUGGAAAUAUUCAUAAAUGCUGAGAGGCAGUUUUCUAAAUAAUUUGGUCAAAACGGAGAAACGAAAAAAUUGGCUUAACAAUAAGUAGCUAAGACCUACUUAUUUUUUCUGGCUUAUAAGCAGCUUAUAAGCACACAGUAACAUGUCAUCUGCUGACUUAUUAGUUAAAAACUGCUUAUAAGCAGUUUUGACCGACUUAUAAGCACGGAGAAACACCUACUAAAUAUGAAAUAUUUUUUUUAUUGUUACUAGCCUUGUUAACUUUUAGGUUUGGUCAAUCACAACAACAACAAACCCAAUAUGAUUCAUUAGACCCUUGAUGCAUUGAUGCCACAACAAAUAUUGGAUUAGCAAAAUGGCACAUUAUACUUUACAAGUAUAUUUGCUUCUUACUUUCUAUGAUGUUUUGGGUAGCAAAUGCAACGAUGCAUUAAUGAUCUAUAGGAAACCUCUGUGUAAAAAAUGGGGAAACUGUCUACAUGCCCUCCUAGACAGCUAGACCCCAACGAACUUAGGAUUAUACUGGGCUAUUUUCGUUAUGCUUCCUCAAUCAGUUAUUCCUGCUUGCUUUUGUGCGUACACCAACUUUUAUAAAUUUUGAAGUACAUGAUGCUUCUUUGAACAUUUCUAGACUAUAUUUACAAUUUACAUCUAGAGUAACUUUUUUAUUGUCUUGGUUCCAAUGAAAAACUAAACACGCCCGAACUAAUAAAAUACUUGUGGGCUCCCGACCAGUUGACUAGUUCUUGAAUAAUUUUCUUAAAUAUUUAAGGCUGUCUUUUAUUCUCAUGCUUCCUUAAUCAGUUAUUCAUACUCUCUUUGGUGCGCACACCAACAUUUAUAAGUCUAUAUUUACGUUUAAGUCUAUAUUUACAUUAUUACAUUUUGUCACCACCCAAAGCUAUUAUGCUGUGACGUCUGGGAGUUAGUUUGGUGUUUAAAUCUUUGACCAUAGCCUUAAUUCCUUAUUCUCUUCUAUUUUAUCCAGAGUAGAUUUUUAAGAAAAAUUGAACAACAAUAAUUUUUAAGAAAAUUUGAACAGUGCAGAAGAAAAUUAAUCGUGCAGUAUGCGAAUUGGUAAUUUUAAGAUAUUCUAUGCUUUCUUAUCAUGAAAAAAAGUCAGAAACCUAUUAGAGUCCCAGUGGGAAGCUAGCAGCCUACUCUGUUUUGGUUAACAUGAAUAUAUAAAUGGUAAUACAUAUUUGAAUUGCAGGCAGGUUUUUCUUUACUCUAAGCAACAGAGAAAGGAUUGUCAUUUUGAACUAAAUCCCAAUCAAGAUCCAUUAUGAAUUGCUACAGGGAAGAAGUCUAAGGAACUCUAUAGAUAUACAUAUUCUGUUUACCGGGUUCCUGUAGUAAACAUUUGAAUGUGUGAACACAUGGAAAGGGAGUACUAUGAUAUAUUGAUAUACUUUAGAUGUAUUAUUAUGGAACUAAAAAUAGACCCCAUACGGCAGAGCUUCAGGAAGUCUUUUGAAUCUGUUGCACAUUUAGAGCUCAUUUGGUAGGGAUAAGACUCAGUGAAUAUAUAUAGUUGACCCUUCUAUUCUCUCAUUGUAGCACAUUUGAACAUUCUCUUGGAGAGCCUCUAAUUAAAAAAUGCACGGACAAGAUGCGGUCAUAUAUUUCAGAGUUGCUUUGUCAUCCUCUUUAUUAUGGAAAUGGAUGCGUAAGGGUUCCAGGCGGAGGACUUUUUGAUACGCUUGAACAAGGAACCUCUCGGUCUUCUUGGUUAUUGAGCAUGGAGUGCCUUUAUCGGUGUAUUAUAUCAAAAUUUUGGUCCCAAGUGACAAUUCUCUAUCACAUAUUUAUUCUGGAAGUGUAAGAUGUAGUGGAUGGUGUGACUUGUGAGCCCCUGACCUACAAAUGUUUGUAACUGACGUAUGCAUUGAUCAGAGAAAAAGUCUAGAUUUACUUUACUUUUACUUGGCAAUUCUAUUGACAUCACAAACUCGAUAAACAUAUUGCUGCUCACUCAUUGAGUUGGAGGGUAUGCAUUUUAAAGUCACCAUCAGGCCUUGAGCUAAGAAGUGGCAGAGAGAAUUGUAAGCAGGAUCUAGAUUUUAACUUUUCAUAUUCCUAUCUGGGACAUACCCAUGUUCAAUAUCAGCAUUUUUCCCCUAAGUGCUCUCACCAGUGUUCUUAGGGACUUCACGUUGCAUCUGAAGUUGUUUCCCCAGGAGUCCAGCACCUAAAGAUAAAAUGCUUAAUCAUUUUAGCAAAUCACUUUCUUGAAGAAUGACCAUACUAUACACUGAUGAGGCCAACAUUUACAAGGCUUUGAUGGGAUUUUGUGGCUAUGGUUAUCCUUCUGCAGCCUAUUAUGUACAACAUAUUACAUAUGUAUGAGCAGUUCUGUAAAAUUUAAACAAGCUUUUGUUAUGAAAUACGGCUAGUUGAUUAGCUU